Molecule: messenger RNA, 2031 nt
Organism: Setaria italica (foxtail millet)
Lineage: Eukaryota; Viridiplantae; Streptophyta; Magnoliopsida; Poales; Poaceae
Exons: 11
Coding region: 279-1628 (449 amino acids)
Source: RefSeq, a predicted model, not a curated record
GCCAGCACGUCCUCGUCGUCCACCUCCGAAGUCUCCACUCCUCUCCCCCGACAGCGCAGAUCCCCACCCCAUUAAUCAAACAGACGCACGCUUCCCCCCGAAAUCAACCCUCCCAGCUAAUUUAAUCCUCCGUUCCUUCUCCUCUCGCCGGCCCCAGAUCCCCACCCGCCUCCGACUGGAACGGGGUAGCGGCGGCGGCGGCGUUUCUAGGAUCCUUUGCGUGGAACGGCGGCCUGCUGUCUUCUGCCUCCGGCUUUGGCUGAGCUUUGCGAGAAAAGAUGGAUGCCAAAAAGAAGAGGAACAAGAAGAAGAAGGGAAACCAAGGGAAGAACACCGCUGAUGUGACAUCCAAUGCUGGAGAAGCUGCUCCCCAGAACCACAAUCAUGAGUCAGCCCCAAGAGAUCAUUAUAAAGGUUCUGAUGCAGAUGAUGCCAUGUCCAGUGUUGGAGAGGGAGUUCCUCAGUACCAGAAUCACGAGCCAACUCUUCCGUUGGAUCAUAAUGACAGCACAAAUGCCCAUGAUACUACAUCCUCUAUUGGAGAAGGGAUCUCAUGCUACCAGAACAAUGAACCUACGCUGACACAGAAUCAUAAGGCCAGCAAUGCAGUCCCUGCAGAUCAGAGGAGCAUUGGGAUGUCAGAGUCUAGUGUGGAGCUUGAUAUGCAUAGACUUUACGAAGCCAAACUCGAUAAACUACAUGAGACAAUAAAGCAGUUGGAGGAUGAAAAGAGUUUAUGGCUUCAAAAAUUGAGCACCAUGGAGGGUGAGCUUGAAAAGUUGCAUAGCAAAGUGGGUUUUCAUGCACAAAAUGAGGUACUUUUGAAGGAAAAAUUGAGUAAUCUACAGAUUGGUUACGAUAUGCUGAUUAAGAAGGAGGAAGUUUUGGCUAACAAAGUCAGGUGCAUAGAUGACAUCAAUGGCACCUUAACUCAUCAAGAGGCUUUGCUUAAAGAAAGAUUAAGUGAGCUGGAGGAAACAAAUAAAACCCUGGUGGAACAGGUGAAGGUGCUGGAGGAAGCUUCAAACAAUACUUUUGAGGAAAAUCAGAUACUGGUAAAAAAAUCUGAUGAACUAGAUUCAAGACUACAAGCACUUGAAGCAAGGGCUGCUCUUAGUGAAGCCUCGAAUACUGAAAAGGUCUCUGACAAUAAGGUGGUAGAUCGAAUGGAUUACACUAGUCCACUACUUCAUCAGCAAACAAUUGGUUUUACUGAGAUGAUGAGCAAAGGUAACGAACUGAUUGCUGACAGAGGUCUGAGCAGUUCAGUGGAAAUUACUCCUGAUAAUAGCUAUGGCCAAAUCAACAAUACUCCCAGCAAUGCAUAUGCUAGUAAUCAUCCAGAAGAAACAUCAAUGCAGCUUCCAGAAAUAGGCACCAGCAAUAGUGUAGCACAAGCUCAUGUUGAUGUCAGUGAGCAUCGAUUUGAUGGACUAACAAGUGAAGAAAUCAUUCCAGUUCCGUUGGAUGAUAUACAGAUUCAUGAGGAUGGCCCGCAGCAACCAGGAGCAGACGAUGAGAUAGAUGAGGUUCCAUUUUCUGACGCUCCGAUCAUCGGUGCUCCAUUCCGAUUGAUCUCAUUUGUUGCUAGGUAUGUCAGUGGUGCUGAUUUGGUAAACCAGAAAUAACUGUCUGCAUAUCUAGAAGAUCUGGAUGCCAGGAGUCUUUUUUGGAUUUUGCUGAUAAAUUCUUUAUUAUGUUAAAGAUAGGAUGGGUGGAUUAGAUUCAACAGAGUAUGGAAGCUCUGUUCAUUCUUGGUAGUGCUCAUGUCACUGCCGAUUCUUCUCCUUCCCCUGUCCUUUUUUCAGGCGCAGGAGCUGUGUUUCGAAGAAAUCUGUGUUGACUUGUAGAAGAGGCUAUGUAUCAUGGCCCUCCAAUACCGUCUAACCAUGUUAACAACUGAAAUUUUGGUGCAUGCCAGGAUGUGAGAGAUGCACUGACAAUGUAACAUGUGGAGAUAGCUACUUGCUUGAUAUAUUGCCUGUCUUGGGGUUAGUAUGCAAAAUAGUCGUUGUGUUAUUGCCUUUUUCU